Messenger RNA from Penicillium atrosanguineum, 1593 nucleotides. Its product is annotated as cytochrome P450. The record is from RefSeq and is a predicted model, not a curated record. The coding region runs from base 1 to 1593 and encodes 530 amino acids. Gene Ontology annotation, molecular function: iron ion binding; monooxygenase activity; oxidoreductase activity, acting on paired donors, with incorporation or reduction of molecular oxygen. NCBI's taxonomy places the organism in Eukaryota, Fungi, Ascomycota, Eurotiomycetes, Eurotiales, Aspergillaceae. The transcript is spliced from 7 exons.
AUGUCGUUGCAGGCGCUGUUGAACGCGAUACUAGGGCUACUAGCUCUUUACAUCGCAAGGGCAUGGGUCAAACGAAAGGGACCCCUGGGGCCACUACCCCCAGGCCCACGACCCAAGCUAAUCGUGGGCAACAUCGCCGACCUGCCGCCUCCAGGAGUGCAAGACUGGAUGCAUUGGCUGAAGCAUAAAGAUCUAUAUGGGCCCAUAAGUUCUGUUACGGUAAUGGGUCAGACGAUCGUGAUCCUAAAUGAUAUACAGACAGCGUCAGACCUAUUGCGCAAACGAGCCUCGAUGUACUCGUCCCGACCGCAUCAGGUUUUCGCAUCCGAACUAGUAGGCUGGGGGCACGCUUUGGCUAUGCAGCCAUACACCGACCGAUUUAGAGCUUAUCGGAAGCUCAUGAAACCAUAUUUUGGCUCAGAAAAGGUCGCUGCACAAUACAUUCCGCUGCAGGAGGUGGAAGCCCAUCGCCUGUUGUGGCGUAUUCUGAAGGACCAAGAAAACCUGACGCAACACAUUCAGACUGAAGCUGGAGCGGUCAUUCUCAAAAUAACAUAUGGUUAUAGGGUUGAGCCGCACAAGGAAGAUAUGCUGGUGAACCUUGUCAAUGAGGCUCUUGAGCAAUUCGGACAUGCCGCGACACCAGGUACUUGGCUUGUGGACAUAAUACCGGCAUUAAAAUACGUCCCAUCCUGGUUCCCAGGCGCUGGAUUCAAGCGUACGGCACAAGAAUUCAGAAAAAACCUUGAAGACGUUGCGAAAAAGCCUUACGCCUUUGUUCAGCAACGGAUAAAGGAUGGCAGGUAUAAGCCAUCAUUUCUUUCCGAUACACUUAAACUGAACGGAAUUCCACCCUCCGGAUCAGAGGAAGAGCUGGUUGCCAGAUGGACAACUGCAUCACUUUAUGGCGCGGGCGCCGACACUACCGUGUCUUCGGUUGGAACAUUUUUCCUUGCUAUGGCAUUGUACCCGGAAGUUCAAAAAAUGGCCCAGGAUGAGAUUGACCGGGUUAUCGGUCCCGGUCGACUCCCCACGACGGCAGACCGCGAUCGCCUGCCGUAUGUUAAUGCGAUAGUAAAGGAGGUCUUCCGUUGGCAUCCUGUAGUACCAAUGGGGAUUCCACAUAUGUCGACGGCUGACGACAUCUACGAGGGGUACUAUAUUCCCAAAGGUUCUCUUAUUAUGCCGAAUAUUUGGGGGAUGAUGCACGAUCCCGCAUUGUAUCAUGAUCCUAUGGCUUUCAAGCCAGAACGUUUCUUGGAGAUUGAUGGCCGGGGCCCCGACACAGAUCCGCACAGCUUCGUAUUUGGCUUUGGGCGUCGCGUCUGCCCCGGUCGAAUCCUGGCAGACAGCACAGUAUGGCUCAGUGCUGCUAAGUCUCUUGCGGUGUUCAAUAUCAGCAAACCUGUGGAGAAUGGCGUUGAGGUGGAUAUUAAAGCUGAAUUCCUGCCUGGAGUUAUUAGCCAUCCGGCGCCAUGCAAGCUGCAAAUCACGCCUCGGAGUGCUGCACAUGAAGACCUGAUAUUAGCGGUGGAGCAGGAGCACCCUUGGGAGCAGGGUGACGGGUCCGAGUUGCAGAAGAUUCGAUAUUAA